This is a messenger RNA of Nematolebias whitei (Rio pearlfish), 949 nucleotides long. RefSeq names its product voltage-dependent L-type calcium channel subunit alpha-1F. The transcript is spliced from 7 exons. The coding region runs from base 1 to 792 and encodes 263 amino acids. The record is from RefSeq and is a predicted model, not a curated record. NCBI's taxonomy places the organism in Eukaryota, Metazoa, Chordata, Actinopteri, Cyprinodontiformes, Rivulidae.
AUGGUAGAAUCCUGCAGCCUCAUCCUCAGUAAUGAAGGUGUUGCUCUGGUCAGGGUCCCCCAGAAGGAGCUGGAGAGUCUCUGGGGUCGGAAGCCUUCCUUCAACAUCCAGUGUCUGAGGCGGCAAGGCAGCAGUGAUGACCUGCCGAUUCCUGGGACAUACCAUCCGACAUCACCGCCACGCCGCGUGCAGCAGGCGUAUGACUCCCACCACUCCUUGGGUCGUCCCUCAGUGGCCGCCUCAGCGUCCUGGGCUAAGCCGUGUCCUCGGCGUGGCCGCCUCCUCUACGCUCCGCUCAUUCUGAUGGAGGAGGGGGGCAGUCCGCCAUGGGAGGCAGGAGGAGUGUGUGAGGGGAAGAGAGGAGCGACAGGUUGCAGUGCAGCGGACCGACCGACCUGGUACGGUGGCCCUAUAGGGACAUCAGCUCCGCCCCCAUACCGGGCUUACACCACCCUCACAGUUCCCUCACAGCUCGGAGCUCCAUUCACGGACAAACGAGGAUCAGCCGACAGCCUGGUGGAGGCGGUUCUGAUCUCAGAGGGACUUGGGGUUUACGCUCAGGAUCCAAAGUUUGUAGCCUUUGCCAAGCGAGAGAUUGCGGACGCAUGUCACAUGACCGUGGAUGAGAUGGAGUCUGCGGCAAGCGACCUCCUCAGCUCUGGAAGCCACGACUUUCUGAGCACCAUCGCUGAUGACCCGACCGCACUCUACAGUGACGAGGAGCCAAUCAGGACGAGCCGUGAGGAGGAGGCGGAGCUGGCCGAUGAGAUGGCCUGUGUGACAUCACUCUGACUGUCCACAAAUCAGAGAGAGAGAGGGGGGACCGAUCAGAGAGGCGCGCCUUAAUCCAAGCAAAGAGUGAGAUUUGAGAAAUAUCACGUAAACAAAAAUACAUUUUAAACAAACAAAAAGUCAAAGAAAUAAAAAGUAAAUGAGGUUAGAAGACAAG